GACUGGUCGAAUGAUCAAGCUGCGCCUGUUAAUAUCGGGGGAAACGCAAGUGGUAAUGUGCUUUGUGAAUUGGUUGGAGACAAUUUUUUACAACAAUUCAUAGAAGGCAAGACACACGAAGCUGGUAAUAAACUAGAUUUACUGCUAUGUAAUUGUCCUGAGACUAUUGAAAAAAUAACCACUACACCAGCUGACGAAUGCGGUUUUCCAUCAGAUCAUUAUCUCAUAAAUUUUAUAAUCAGACUUAAGUUUGAACGCUCUAAGCCUAUUAAACGCCAAGUCUUCAAUUAUUACCAGGCAGAUUUCGAAAGCUUGCGCCACUCCUUGUCCCGCAUCCCGUUUGAAAAUAUUUCCUCCUAUGAUGAUAACAUUGAUGAUCGUUGGUCUUGCUGGAAAACAUUAUUUAUAACUGCAGUGAGUGAACAUGUUCCUACCAAAUUUAUCAAAGAUAUUAACACUCCACCUUGGAUAGAUCAAGAAGUCCGCCAUCUAAUUAAAAAGAAAUACUCGGCCUUAAAAAGAUUCAGAAAAAAUAAAUCUGAUGCCCUCAAACAAAAACUUCGGGAUAUUAGUCAAGCUGUUAAAUGUCAAAUUAAGACAAAAUAUCGUGGAUACCUAACCAAGAUCAGGAAAUCCUUAAAUUCUAUUCUCAAAACUUUCUGGAGUUAUCAUAAGGCUAUGUUACAUUAA
Molecule: messenger RNA, 690 nt
Organism: Paramuricea clavata
Lineage: Eukaryota; Metazoa; Cnidaria; Anthozoa; Malacalcyonacea; Plexauridae
Source: the annotation of a GenBank genome assembly